CUUUUAAAAAUGGCAGCGCCCAUUUGACAUGCUACCUGAUCAGGCGGGAGAGCACGAAUAUUGUUUACAUGAAUCAGAGACCAUAUAAACAAUUUGGAGAAGACGGUUGGCAGUAUUACAAGUCCGGAUAUGUAGUUGUCAUCGGGCGUGCUGCGGUACAGCUGUUGUGCAUCAAGCUGAAAUCCAGGAAAAGGGUGUGUUCCUUAAAAUAAUACAACAAACAAAUAAGUUAAGACCAACCUGUUUGGUUGUCAAACAUCUCCAAAGAUCUAAGCGAGAAGCGUAUAAAGAAAUCCGUCAACAUGGCUAUGUCAGACUGCAUGUCGGAUCAAGUGUUUGCGAACUCUCUGAAAUCGUCACACAAAACACUUUUUGUUCUCGAUAGACAUCCGUAUUUCAGCAAGUCCAGUAAACAGCCGAUUGAAUAUGAUGUUAUAACAAGGUCCAAAACACCAGGCAUUAUCCCAGCGGCUCCCAUCACAAAGACGUUAUGGACCUGCAGCGUGGAGUGCAUGAUGGAAUACAUGCGAAUUGUGUUUGACAUCUACCCAGUGAGAAAGCUGAUUCGCAUUGUCACUGGAAAUCAUUCUCUAAAUUCAUGGUCUCAGAAAGAACAAAAUUUACAGCAGCUGAUGAUAGCCCUGGCUCAUCUCGGUCCACCGACAAGUCGCAACAAGUCUGAGGAUGAGUAUAGUGUGAUGCACGGCUUGGCUCGGGCCGUCGAGGUGAUGUGCGAACCCAGCGAGGCACAGUCUGAUCAAGCAGAAAACGGAGAGGUAGUCCACAAUCAUGGACGUAUCAUUUGCCUCACUUCAUUUAAGAGUGAUGCUCAUGUCCGGAUGCUGGAGGAGUGUGUUCAGGACGCCAUCACUCAACACAACAAGCUGCAGGUUGACCAGGAUGGGCUGAUCCCGAUAGAUCACAUAGAGUUGGUCCUGCUGCACAUCACGGCUGUCGGGGAUGAGGCCAAACUGUCCGAGCGGCCAAAACGAGAGGUGUCAUCAAUCUUGGCCAGUGAAGUUCUAAUCAGUCAGUCUGGAAAAUUUCUCUACAACAAGUUGGUAUCACUUGUACAGAGACACUACAACCUUGGGUCUACCACUGUGACUGGCAUCCCAAUGAAGGAAGAGCAGAAUGCAAGCUCCUCCGCCAACUAUGACGUAGAGCUGUUGCACCCAGCAUCUGUGCAUGAGGAGAUCUUCAAGACAGUGAGCCAUGUAGAGGGACUGGUCAUACCGUCCAAGGAAGGACUUCCCACAGAGACGGUCACUCUCAAGUGGUGCACACCCAAGUCCAACAGCAUAGAACUGCAUCACUGCGUCGGAGCUCACAGGAUUACUCCAGUUGAUGUCAACAGUCGGCCAUCUUCCUGCCUCACCAACUUCCUGCUUGGUGGCCGGGCCGUUAUGCUGGAGCAGCCCCGUAAGACCGGUGCCAAAGUGAUCUCGCACAUGCUGACGAGCCACGGAGGCGAGAUAUUCAUACACACCAUCCCUACAGCCAGGUCCAUCUUGGAAGACCCUCCCUCCAUCAGUGAAGGCAGCGGAGGUCGAGUGACAGACUACAGGAUACCUGACUUUGGUGAGUUCAUGAAGUCCAAUCGUCUGGCUCCAGGAACAGCCAUCACCCUUGAAGACAGGGUUGGGAAACCCAUAGAGAGAGCCCAACAACACCUGGAGAGACUGACCAGGGUGUGGCCGAUGGUCAUCGGGGAGACCAUUAUGUUCAACAUGGUGGCGACUCUGGAGCCCUUCCUAAACCUCAUCACACAGGCUACCCUCAGUGAUGAUGAAGUUCUGGAGUGCAAGAAGGUCAUCUACAAAGUGGUUGGUAUGGAGAGCAAGAAUGAGGCUUUACCAUUCCCUGUACUUGGGUCAAGGGGGAAAGGGCCCAAGAGGGAGGAGCAGUACCGACAGCUGUGGACAGAGUUGGAGAUGUUGGUGCGGGCGCAUGUGUUGACGUCGCCGUUCCACGAGAAGGUGCUGGAGUGUCUGCUGGAGUGCAAGAAGCCGUCAGAUGAUGCAAAGGGCUCACCGAAGAAGCCACUGGAGAAGUCUGCCACCAAGGAUGAAAAGAUGGAGGUGUCCGAGCAGGAGGAUUCAUGGAAGGAUUAUGAUAAAAUGAAAAGAAUGACAGAAAGGGAGAAGCAAGAUUUCCUGAAAGGAGACAAAUCACUGGACCCUUCACCACCAAAGAAAUUCAAGGCAGAGGAAUCAUUUAUCAGAUCAGGCGGCCAGAACCUGCUUUCAAUGUGGACCAAUCGCAUCAAGACAAUACACAACAAGCGACACAUCGAGUUUGCCGGUCGUGAGGACACUAGCGGUCCAGUAGCCGAGUUGUACAUACAUCUCAACGAUGAUGAAGACCAGCUGCCGGCGGAGCAGACGUCACAGACAUCCAAGUCUGGCACCAACCCCAAGUCACAGCAGACGUUAAAACGUUGACAUAUCAUCAUCAACAAGUUGACAUAUUGUCUGCAAGUCUUUAGCCUCACGUCAGCCUUGGACUCAGUUGAUAAUGAAAUAUUGGUAAACUUAAAACAAUAUGGAUAGCACUGAUUUUGGAUAUUUGUACCUCUAAGGACUUUCUUCUGUUGGGUUACAUAAUUUGGUGUCAUUGCUACUGAUGAUGGGUUUGAACCCAGACUCACUUGGGUGGCCCAGUGGAAUAAACACCAUGGUCAAGCAAUGCCAGGAUCAACUUUUAGUGGGUUUGAAUCCCUGAUUCACCCUAUUUAUGAUUCUGGGUGUGAAUGCUUCAAAUGUGUUAAUGGACCUCAAUGUGAUAAUGGGAUGGUGGGGGAGGCUAGUGGUGAAAGCAUUCACUCUUCGCUGCGAAGACCUGAGUUCGAUUCCCCAGAUUGGUACAAUGUGUGAAGCCAGUUUCUGGUAUACCCAGCCAUGAUAUUGCUUUGGAAUAUUGCUAAAAGAGGUGUAAAACCUAACUCAUUCACUCAGACUCAAUAAUAACUUGAUCAUUCUGUAUAUAUGUAAUGGAAGCUUGUUUUAAAGGAAAUCUCACAUGAGGAAUAAAAUAUUUCUUCACA
Haliotis rubra (blacklip abalone) is the source of this 3046-nucleotide messenger RNA. Its product is annotated as integrator complex subunit 13-like. The record is from RefSeq and is a predicted model, not a curated record. Gene Ontology annotation, cellular component: integrator complex. Gene Ontology annotation, biological process: centrosome localization; regulation of mitotic cell cycle. Lineage: Eukaryota; Metazoa; Mollusca; Gastropoda; Lepetellida; Haliotidae. The coding region runs from base 303 to 2444 and encodes 713 amino acids. The transcript is spliced from 17 exons.